Kwoniella shivajii is the source of this 1401-nucleotide messenger RNA. RefSeq lists its product as uncharacterized. The record is from RefSeq and is a predicted model, not a curated record. Gene Ontology annotation, biological process: intracellular sterol transport. The transcript has 4 exons. Gene Ontology annotation, cellular component: plasma membrane; endoplasmic reticulum membrane; cortical endoplasmic reticulum. Gene Ontology annotation, molecular function: sterol transfer activity; sterol binding. NCBI's taxonomy places the organism in Eukaryota, Fungi, Basidiomycota, Tremellomycetes, Tremellales, Cryptococcaceae. Bases 1 to 1401 code for a protein of 466 amino acids.
AUGAAUGACACCCAAGGUCAACCGUCAACUGUCGCCCCAACGUUCAGUAUCGACCCAUCAUCAGCUCCACUCGUCGCGCAAGACGGAUCCGAAAGCCUGGUACCACUGCAAAGCGAUCAACCAAACCAGCCCACGUCCCUCUCACCCAGCAUAUCUUCUAGACAUCGAGCGGCAUCUGACGCGUCGACAUUGACAACAUCAUCUACCAAUGUAAAGGCGGUAUCACCUAAACGACAAGCAGAUUUUGAGAAGAUUUUCGGCGAUAAAUUACUAGCGGAGAACGGUCUGGAUUCACAGGAGGCUGACUUUCUUGAAGUAACACAAACUCAGUCCGCCGAUCUCCAGUCCACUAUUCUUAUCCAUGGUCGUCUCUACCUUACUCGAUACUAUCUUUGCUUCCGAGCAAACAUUCUUGGGGUCAUCACCGAGAGAAUCCAUCCGCUGAAAAAUGUCGUCGCGGUAGAAAAAGGCACAACGGCCAAGUGGAUACAGAACGCGGUGUACGUCAAGGUUGAUGUCGAGGGCGAGGUUGUACAUUACGGGUAUGGAAGCAUGGCGGAUCGAGAUACAAUGUAUGCCCAGACAGUCGAAUGGUGGAGUGUACAAGCGCCGGAAAGGUACGAGUCGUGGAUAAUAUCAAGUACUAGCGAGGAAGAACGAACGACGCCGACAGCUGGUAUGGACCCCAUCAUGGAGAAUGACACUGUGAAGGAUGCAAGUCUUACUGACGCAAAACAUACCUAUGGCACUGGAGAACGACUGAAGGAAUUGGCCAUUGAGGAAAAGAUCCCGCUGGACCUGGAGCAAGCCUACCAACUCCUUUACCACAAUGCGGAAUUUACGAAUCACUUAUAUGUUAAUGUGAAGAAGCUUACUGGCAAGCAGGACCGGAAGAUGACAUAUGUCAUGCACAUGUCAAACCCUUUAGGGCCUUCAAAGUCAGACUGUGUCGGUACGGAAGCGGUCGUUGCUGCCGACCCGAACAAUUCAUACGAGGUGGAGUUUAAAGUCCAAACACGAACGUGCCUUUCUCACACCGAGCUAAACGGCAAUCCUGCUACCCGGAUUCAUUCCACAACUCAAGUCAAUUGGUCCGGAUCCUCUUUCUUGAAGAGCACGAUUACACCAGCAGUCAUCAAGGGUCAGAAAGAGCACUACCGGCAAGUGGUGGACACUGCGUUGCAGUGGAUCAAUUCUCACCGCGAGGACUUUGGCAAAUCGCCCGAAGAAAAAGUCGAAACAGAAGGAAUAAAAGAAAGCCAACAAUCAGUGUCUGUCGAACCAAUCAUAUCUGCGGAGAAAAGCCUGGUGGAUCACGCUGCAGAUAUUCCUAGUAAUCCUAUUAUGAUUGCUAUCUCGGCACUUUGCGCUCUGCUGCUCUUCUUACAGCUCUAUCGAUGA